Astyanax mexicanus (Mexican tetra) is the source of this 6229-nucleotide messenger RNA. It is a transcript of the gene dclk1b, whose product is annotated as doublecortin-like kinase 1b. The record is from RefSeq and is a predicted model, not a curated record. The coding region runs from base 62 to 2320 and encodes 752 amino acids. Lineage: Eukaryota; Metazoa; Chordata; Actinopteri; Characiformes; Acestrorhamphidae. Gene Ontology annotation, biological process: protein phosphorylation; intracellular signal transduction. Gene Ontology annotation, molecular function: ATP binding; protein kinase activity. The transcript has 15 exons.
ACUGUUUUCUGUUUUCUCUCCUCCACCUCGAUUCUCACAGAAGCACAACCGAUUGGUCAGAAUGGAGCUGGAACAUUUUGAUGAACGGGACAAAGCUCUAAGGUCCUCGAGGGCGUCCCGGGCCAACGGGCUGCCGAGCCCCACGCACAGCGCCCACUGCAGCCUGUACCGCACCCGCACCCUGCAGGCCCUCAGCACCGAGAAGAAGGCCAAGAAGGUGCGGUUCUACCGUAACGGAGACCGCUACUUUAAAGGCAUCGUCUACGCCAUCUCCCAGGACCGGUUCAGAUCAUUCGACGCCCUGCUGGCCGACCUCACCCGCUCCCUGUCCGACAACGUCAACCUCCCGCAGGGGGUCCGCACCCUCUACUCCAUCGACGGGGUCUCCAAGAUCACCAGCAUGGAGCAGCUGGAGGAAGGUGAGAGCUAUGUGUGUGGAUCAAUAGAGCCCUAUAAGAAGCUGGACUACACCAAGAACGUCAAUCCCAACUGGUCGGUGAAGACCACCGCGUCCUCCCGAGCUCCGUCCUCGCUUGCCAGCACCAAGGCAUGCUCUCUGGAUGCCAAGGAGAGCAAGGACUUCAUCCGGCCCAAGCUGGUGACCAUCAUCCGCAGCGGGGUUAAGCCUCGUAAAGCUGUGCGGAUCCUCCUCAAUAAGAAGACGGCCCACACCUUCGAGCAGGUCCUGAGUGACAUCACUGACGCCAUCAAGCUGGACACGGGAGCGGUCAAGCGGCUCUACACGGUGGACGGCAAACUGAUCUCCUGCCUACAGGACUUCUUUGGUGAGGAUGAUAUAUUUAUCGCAUGUGGACCAGAAAAGUUCCGCUACCAAGAUGACUUCCUAUUGGACGAGAGUGAAUGCAGGGUGGUGAAAUCACAGUCAUACGGUCGCAUUUCAUCGAUGCAGGGUCACUGCUCUCCUCGGGGUGGAGGUGCAUCACGCAGAAGCAAAUCUCCCGCCUCCAACAGUUCAGCAAAUGGAACAGCAGGAAGUCAGCUGUCCACCCCUCGAUCAGGAAAGUCCCCGAGCCCGUCUCCCACCAGCCCCGCCAGCCUCAGGAGACGACGGAGCUCUCAGCACAGUGGCUCCUCUCUUUCUCUGGCCUCCACUAAAGUCUGCAGCUCUAUGGAUGAGGGUGAUGGUCCCGGGAGUGAGGCUGAAGCGAUGGAGGAGGGUCCUCAGGUUCCUGCCUCUAUAGCCGAGCGCUACAGGGUGGGGAGGAUGAUCGGGGACGGGAACUUCGCUGUGGUGAGAGAGUGUGUGGAGAGAUCCACCGGCCGGGAGUACGCCCUCAAAAUCAUCAACAAGGGCAAAUGCAGAGGCAAGGAGCACAUGAUCCAGAACGAGGUCUCCAUUUUGAGGAGAGUGAAGCACCCCAAUGUCGUCCUGCUGAUUGAGGAGAUGGACACCUACAGUGAGCUCUACCUGGUCAUGGAGCUGGUCAAGGGAGGUGAUCUCUUUGAUGCCAUCACAUCCACCAAUAAAUACACAGAGAGAGAUGCCAGCGGCAUGCUGUACAACCUGGCCAGCGCCAUUAAAUACCUGCACAGUCUGAACAUCGUGCACCGGGACAUCAAACCAGAGAACCUACUGGUGUAUGAACACCAGGAUGGCAGUAAAUCUCUGAAGCUGGGGGAUUUUGGCUUGGCCACGGUGGCGGAUGGUCCUCUGUACACUGUGUGCGGUACACCGACAUACGUCGCUCCUGAGAUUAUCACAGAGUCUGGAUAUGGCCUUAAAGUUGAUAUCUGGGCAGCCGGGGUCAUCACCUACAUUCUGCUGUGUGGUUUUCCUCCUUUCCGUGGGAGCACAGAAGAUCAGGAGGCGUUGUUUGACCAGAUUUUAAUGGGACAGCUGGAUUUCCCUCUUCCAUACUGGGACAACGUCUCAGACUCUGCAAAGGAGCUCAUUACCUGUAUGCUGCAGGUGGAGGUUAAUCAGAGAUACACAGCUCUACAAGUACUGGACCAUCCGUGGGUCAACGAUGAUGGGAUGCUGGAGAAUGAGCACCAGCUCUCUGUGGCCGGAAAGAUUAAGAAGCACUUUAACACAGGCCCAAAGUUCAGCAGCACAGCCGCCGGAGUCUCUGUUAUUACAACCACCGCUCUUGAUAAGGAGAGGCAGGUUCUCAGACGAAGACGCCACCAGGAUGUGAGAUCGACUCUUUCCGUUCGUUCUCCACACGGAGUUCUCCAGUCCAACCUCUCCGCCGGAGCCGCCGCCCCCAGCCUCUCCCCCGCAGAGUUCACCUCCGAGUCCGAGGACUACUCGCCCAGCUCCGCAGAGACCGUACGCUCCCCCAACUCUCCCUUCUAACACCCCCCAGCCCUCAGACCCCAACACGGAGGAGUGGAGAGGAGGUUAAACUGGACUGGUAUGAUGAUGAUGAUGAUCUGGGACUGAGUGCUCUACAGAGCUCUGCACAAAACUGCAUGUUUUUAAUCUGUUUUAUUUAAAAGAUAAAAAAGAAGAAGAAAAGCACAUCCAUAAAACCCAAAAAACCAUAAUACCCAAAAGUCAGUUCUCAGUUUGAGGUUUAGGCUCCGUCCACAUGAAUCCGGAUAGUUUUAAAAACUAGGUAAAUAUCAGCUAGCGGUUUGUCCCAUGUAAGUUGUUUUAACAUGGUAAACAUGCAGGCUACAGUCUGAUAUACUCACCUCUAAACUGUGAAAGAGCUAGCGCUUAGCGCUGUGGUUAGCAGCUAAUGCUAAUGCUAUUGCUGCUCCAGUCUGGGUGCUGGAGAAAUGUCACUUAAUAAAAAAGAAGCACAGGUAAUUUCCAAAAGCACACUGAAUAAAUCCUUCUUAAUUCAUCUAUAGGUAAAUAAAUAAUACAAUUUCUGCCCAUAAUUAAAGCACAAAGUUUCAUUUACAUAAUGAAACGAAAGUAGGAUUUUCCUUUAUUUAGUUAGAAAGGUGUAAACUGAGGCCACUUUUGAUUAUAUAGCAGAUCACAAACAAAUUAUCUGUAAUAGACGUCUAAAAUCCAGAGUUAUUUGGAGUUUAUUCAUGUUCAUAUUCUUAAAUCCUAGUCUACUUCUUCAAAAAAAAGCAUCAAAACUACCCUGAGAUAUUAUAAUACAGUAAAUAAAGGAUCUACACUGCCAGGUGUAAAACCAAACUAAACCAUUAUUACUGUCCCCUUUCCAAAAAUACAGUUCAGUACCAGCAUUUAAAAAAGUUUAAUCAUGAUUUAUUCACAGAAUAUUGUUGUGAUUUAAUUCUAUAUUUUUAAGGGUUCUGAUUCUUUUAAUCACAUUUACAAACCCACUAUCCAAUGCUUAGUCCUAAGAAAGAAAAAAAUGUGAUUAAUCAUGAUUAAUCCCAUAAUCCUCUUGUGAUGAAUUUGAUUUUUUUUGUUUAAUCAAUUGACAACACAACUAAUAUAUUUGCUUAGGAAGACCCACAGGGGCACGAUUGUCUUGAUUUACAAACCCACUAUUUUUAUUAAUUUUUUCAUCACAAAAAAGAAAAAUAGCUUAAAACCAUAAAUUAUAAACCUUAUACGGACAUGAUUGAACUACAAAAUAGCACUUUAGACUUCAGACGUCUAUUAUAUUUGAAUUUUUCUCUAGCGCCCACUUGUGGCUGUGAUGGGUAGUGCAGAGAUGAAAUCCUUCUCCAGCAUUUUAUUUAAAAAAUUAACCCUCAACAACCAGACCUUUCUCCUUCUGAUAGAGAAAAUCUGCUAAACCUUAAGAUCAGAAUCUUCCACUGAAGUGAUGAAACCUCAAUAGGUAUUAUAUGAUAUAUAUUUCUUUUGUACAAAGAUGUUUCUACAUUUAUUCAGUUUUCUUUUUAUAUUUAUUAAUAUUAUUAUUAUUAUUAUUACUCCAGUGUUAUUUAUUUACUUAUUUCCUCAGAUUCACGCAUUUACACACAGUUAAGAUCUUAUUAUUAAUUUUAAUCUGUUUUUAAGUGUGACUCUAGAAGGUUAAAUCAGCCUGUGACGUGUAGAACCUACAGAAAGUGUGUUUUUAGUAGAUCCUGCUCCAGGAAUCGGUUGAAUAACUUUAACUCCUAACUGAACUUGAGUCUUUUUUAUUGACAGGUGCUGUUUUAAAUAUACUAGAAAUGAAAUUAGGUGUAUAUGGAGCGUCUGUUGAUGAUCUGUCGAUCACGCCAAGCUUGCUGCUAUUAAUGUUCUGUUAAUCUGUUCGGCACAAUAAUGUAGUUCACUGUAAAAUUAGAGUUUUAAAGAACAUUAUGGAGAAAUGGGAGAGAUGAGCAGCUGCUGAUUUGCUUCUUACACCAUUAAUUAAUCACGUCUCUGUUUCGCUCGAUCGUAAAGAAGGAAAAACACCAAGAUUAUGUGCAUUUAAAGGGUCUUUUUAAGAUAAUCUUCUUCUGGUGACUGUGAUUGUAUUGUUUGGGCUGAAGAUUGAGAUUUUAGUUUCUGGAAGAUGAAUCAGUUCUGACCUGUGAAACAUUGAAAUUCUGAAAAUGUUGAAUCUGAAUUGAAUCUGAAUGGAGGUUUUAGCAUUUGCAGUAGUUUUUUUUUUUUUAUAAUUAUAAACAGUGGCCUAAAAAUUAGAAGCAGAGAAAAGCACAAAAAUAAAAUGCUAAAAGUAUAAAAUACUAAAAACUGGACGCUAUUGGUUUAAAGGAAGGCUGCUUAAAACCUCAAAUCAGAAAGAUUUGGGAUAAUAAUAGAGUUUUUUUUACAUAAACUUUAGCUUUUAUUCCAUUACAGACAGUGUGAACCCAAGAUAUUUCACGUUUUAUCUAAAGUUUUAUCUAAAGUUCUAAAAAAAAGGUUUGUGAAAGUAAAGAAUCACUUUAUCACUUUGUAAUGUUUUUUUUGUAAUCUUAAGAUAUCUAACAAUACUUCCAUAAUUGAGCUUUUACUCCCUUCUGCAGCUGCAAUAUUUAUUAUACAGCUCUGGAUAAAAAAAAAAUAUAUAUUACUUUAAAAUGAUGAGUUUCUUUGAUUUUACCAAAUUGAAAGAUCCAAAGUGUUGAAGUGAAAUUAAGAGUGUAGUAAACGUGAACAAUUAAAUUAAGUAAAUAAUUUUUGAAAGCGAUAAGAUGGAGAAAAAAAAAAACACUAAAACAAGACUGCUGCAAUCACUAAAACCACAUUUUUGGGACAGAUACACUGUUUUUUAUAAUGACGACAAUGGUUUGAACAGUGCAUCAUCUUGAUAUUGAAUGUUUUAAUUAAUAUAAGCUUUUAUUCUUGAAUGUGAACAAUUUGUUCUAUUCAUCUCCUAUUUGUUUCCUUUCACCUACUUAAACAUAUAAGGGUUAUUUUAUUUAUUCAUUUAUUAUUUUAAGCCAUCCACUGUAUAGUUCUUAUAUUGAAUUUAUACUGAAAAUUUCCUAUCUUGUUUAUCACUGGUUUUUAAUCUCUGCUAACUCUGUUAAAUCCAUGUACACACCUUCCAGACAGAAGUAUGCAUCCACUAAUCUACUAUAUGCUUUUAUACGCUAGCAUUAUCUACUGCAGAAGUCCUAAAUCCUGGUCCUGGCACCUCCAGUCCUGCAAAUAUAUUCCUUUUUCCCGUCUUGUUUAAUUCAUAAACUCAUUAACAUCCAUUUCAGAGCUGCAGUGGGUGAGUUUAAUGCAGGCAAACCUCUACAACUAUACUCUACAAUUAUAAACCAUAGUUUAUUUCAUGAUCCAUAAUUUAAAAAUGGGCCUCUAUCCUUAAAAAGGCAUCAGAGACAUGAUGAACUGAUGAACUGAUAAACUGAUGAACUGAUGAACUGAUGAACUGAUGAACCGAUGAACUGAUGAACUGAUGAACUGAUGAGCAGCACAACAGAAACGUGGAGUGUGGAGAAGAGUGUUACAAAACAACAGCAUGCAAAGUGCUUUUUUUCAUUUAAUAAUAGAGAUAAAACACAUUUAUCUGCUGUGUGAUUGUAUAAAAUACUUCUGUAACAGAUCCUAUGUGAAUAAGCUCUGAUUAACCUCCUGUUUUAUAUUAAUUUAUUAUAUUUUUUAUUUUAGAUAGGACACUGAUCACACUGUAUGAAGGUCACAAUGUACCAUUCGCUAUUUGAGAAGCUAUUCUAGAUCAUAUGCAAAGUCCAGUGAGCAGAUUACUGAUUGUAUGUUUAAAGCCGUAUGAUUGGCUGGCUCUUUGUUGUCUCUGUUUUUUUGAACAUGUAGUGAAACAGCUUUUCUCCUGACUGUCAGCAGGGCCCGAGUAGCAUUCAUCCAACAGCGGUGCCCUCAGAAACAGAACAAACCCUGGAAUAAACUGUUUCCUGAAUAAAA